Molecule: messenger RNA, 1176 nt
Organism: Plasmodium relictum
Lineage: Eukaryota; Apicomplexa; Aconoidasida; Haemosporida; Plasmodiidae
Product: queuine tRNA-ribosyltransferase, putative
Exons: 1
Coding region: 1-1176 (391 amino acids)
Molecular function (GO): pentosyltransferase activity
Source: RefSeq, a predicted model, not a curated record
AUGAAAGAUGGAAUUAAAUAUCACAUAAAAAAAAUAAAGGACAUUGAAACACCCGUUAGUACUAUACUAACUAAUGAUCUACUACCAGAAUUUUUAAAUAUGGAAUUGUUAAGAAAAAUAGAAAAGAAAGUUAUAUUAAAUUGCCCAUUAUUUGAAGUAUAUAAUCAAUUAGAUGUUUUAGAAAAAGCAAAAGAAUUUUUUAAAAAUAAAAGCAAUGGAUCGAAAUUUUAUUUACAUAAUUUUUGCGACUUUGAUAAUAGCUAUAGAUAUAUGAAUAUUAGAAAUGUUUUAAUAAAUGAUUUUUCUAUAAAUAUAAAUAAAUACAUAACUUUAAAAUAUAAUAGCUCUACAGUAGUAUUUUCCAUUGAUGAUUUUUUGAAAUGUAUAGAAAUUUUUGAACCCGACAUUUUUUGCAUUCCUUCAGAAGAAAUAAGAAUAAAUGAAGAAGUAGGGAAAAAAAAAAAAAUAAGAAUAAUAAGCUUAAUGGAUGAAUUUUUAGAAAAAAUAAAAAUAUUGAAAGAAAAAUCAUUGAAUAAUUCUUUAUGUAUUUUAUCUGUUCCAUCAACAAUUAAUAUACAUAAUUUAAUUAAAGAAACAUUAAAUAAAUACAACGAUAUUUUAGAUGGAUAUUUAUUAAGUGGAAUAGGUUAUGAUGAAUCAAACGAAAUUAGAACCAGUUGUAUAAAAAAUAUUUUAAAUGUAUUACCAGAAGAUAAAUUAAAAUUUAUACAAUUAAAUAUAGGAAACCCAAUAGAAAUUUUGCAUAGCAUUUUCAAUGGGAUUGAUAUUGUAGAAUCAAAUUUUCCUUAUUAUUUAGCAAGAAAUGGAAAAGCUAUAAGUAUGAAUAUUAAAAUAGAAGAAUCAAAAUAUAGUAACAAAUCGCAUGAUAUUAAUCUUAUUAACCUUAAAAAUAGUGAAAAGUUCAUUAUAGAUUUAAAUGACCCUAUAUAUAAUUUUGACUAUUCUACUAUAACAAGCGAUUCACCAAGGAAAGAGACGAAAUCGUAUAUACAUCAUUUAUUAAAAUGCCAAGAACUGACAGCUAACGUAAUAUUAAUGUAUCAUAAUCUUUAUAUUUAUAAUGCGUUCUUUCAAGAAAUUCAAAUACAAAUAAAAAAUAACAAUUUUUUAGAUUAUAUUAGUUGGUUUAUAGAAUAUCACAAAUUAAAUUUAUAA